GAAAAUUAUCCGUAAAAAUAUUCGGUGUACAAGACCCGAAGUGACUUAUCAAACUAGUCCGAAUUCGUUUAUUAACUUCAGACUAUUCCUUAGUUCCUGAGUAGUUUCACUCUAGAGAAGGGAAGAGAAAGAGAGCUUUGAAUAAUGACGUAAAAAAUGAGAAAGAAGAAAUAAAGAAUCAUCAGCAGCGAUGGGAGGAACGUGCGAACCAUGAACCGUCUCAGUAUUGUCGACAAGAGAGGGUCUUCUUAGGCGAUAAUUUUUUGAGAUUUAAAAGGAAUGGUGGCCACAAUAGCGGAUGAUAAUUUAACCGUGGACAGACAGAAAACAAUAAACCGGCGUUGAUAUAAAUUAUAUAUAUUUAUAUGAGGAAAAGGCGAUCCAAGGCAUGAGGUCUCCUUCGAGCUGCAGACAUUGGAGAUCCCGAAGUGUCCUGAAGCCAAUGAUAUUUUUUAUAAAUUUAUUGUGAUCUCUUGUGUGCAGUAUUCCGUUAGCUAACAAAUUGACACAUUGUUGACUUUGAUGGAAAUGUGCGAGCAUUAGCACAUUUUUACCCGAGGUUUAAUUCGUGAGUGUACUGAUGACGUUUCCAUUUGUGUCAUAUAACGCUUUCGGGGUUGAAAUGUAGAUCAUUAUGGAAUGUGCCAGUGCGUAGGUGUUUUACUUAAAAAAAUAUAAAUCCUCAUGUUUUUUUAGUGAAUUUUAAUUAUCAAGUACUCGAUGUCAGAUGCACUUGAAAUUUCAACGGAUAUUCAAAAUACCUUUGGGUUUUUACUUUUGAAUUUUAAAUAUUUUUAAGAUUUUGUCUGAUAGAUUUACUGAGCAUCUAAAGUGGAUUUUAAAAUGAACAACAAUUUCACAAAAUCGACAUAUAUUUUUAUAUAUUUUAAGUAACAUAUAUAUUAAUAUAUAUAGGAAAAUAUAUUUACUGAAGAAUUACUUGGAAAAAUGAUGUACUGGUUCGUGUAACAAAAACAGAGAAGGUUUAAAAAAAAAAAGAGUUAAAUUGCAGGAUGGAUCCCGGUGGGAUAUCACUAUGCGGGAGAAGUCAUCAAAAUGUCGCACUCACUUAAAUUAUGUGAGGAGCACAACAGAAAUGUGCUCACGUGAUCCUCCUGUUCUGCACCCUGCCCUUGCUAAGGCCAAUGGUAAAAGUUCUAGUCUCCAGUCAAGUUCCCAUGGUGAAUCUCGAAGCGAAGGUAAUUUGCUUCCGACUCCUGGCGGUAGGCUUAAGUUCUUCAAAGAUGGAAAGUUUAUUUUGGAGCUGUCACACCGACGAGAUGGAGAGAGAACUACGUGGUUUCCUGUUCCUAAGAAGACGUUCUGGCCUCCAGCUAGCACUCCACCCAACAAGCAAGAAAUCACGUCUCUCAGCGAUGAUAAUUCAUCGAUACAAUCGAGUCCAUGGCAGAGGGACCAUUGUUGGAAGCAAGCUCGUCCUCGACGCUGUACCACUAUGGAGUUUAAUUUUUACUACAGGCGAGAUCCUCGUACUCAAAUAUCUGCUCCAGCUAAUUUGCUUGUUCGCAAAUAUCGACGUCCCCUUGAUCCAACGCCGUUGCAGUUAAUCGCAGAACCGAGUGCAACUCAUAAGAAGAUCACUCAUAAAAUAAAAAAUAAUGCUGCGACUGGCAAAACUUUAAGUCUCAUUAUCGAUAAGUUGUCUCGUUUGGAUCCUAAUGUCGUUUCACCACGAAAGCGAAUACUGCGAGAGCUAGAAAGAGUGACAUUAGAAGAUCAGGCUUCUAAAAGGCGCGCGACACCUCAGCCAAUAACUUUAUCGACUACGAUAAUUCCUACGACGACGAGUACAACUAUACCUUCACCAAAACACCUCUCAUCGUACAGCAUAACGAGUAUUUUAGGAGAAAACAAGCCAAAUCCUGAGUCAGGUUUUUUACGAAAUUUACUCAAGUUAGACGAUGGACACGCUUUUAAUUACUUGACCAGUAAUUUUAAUCCACGAACAAGAGGUGAUCCUUUUAUUGGAUCUGCAAACACGUCAGUUCAUCACCCAUUUUAUGGAGUCCCAGUGCUUCCCCCUGGUACAUACAGAGCACCAGGACUGUGGAUGCAUUAUCCCCCACCCGUGCAUUAUUCACCUCGAAUUCAUCCAACUUAUUUACCACCACCAAUUCACCCAUCAUCUCCUCCCGUUCAUCAUUAUAAAGAAUAUAGAGAACAAACUCUCACACCUCCGUCAGGUAGAUAUGCCCUUAAAUUUAUCAAAGCAUGCAGGUUAAAUCUCAGGAUCCCAUAAAAUCGGUGCCUUAGUGACGAGCAAACUUAGAUGUGUAUUCACUGCCGGAAGAACAAUAAUACGACUGUAAUAUUUUUAAUUGUCAUAUAUAUAUUCAUAUAUAUAUAAUUAUUUUUUACUUUUCUUCUAUUCGUAGUUUAAAAAAGUUUUUGACUUUUAACCCUUCCAAUAACCGCACUAAUUUUCAUUAUAGAGUUCGCACACAAAAUCUUAAUGUAAAGAGGAGAUUUUAAAAAAUAAUGUAAAUAUAAAUUUCAUUUGAUAUUCUGUUUAAAUUAAUAGAAAUAAAAUAACAUUGUAGAAUAUUAUUUUAAAAUGAUUAACUCAUAACUACUGAAAAAUUUAAUAUUUUAAAAGUUACGCGUUCAAAAUAUAAGUUAGGAAAAUUGAUUUUAGUUAUUUAUUAUAAUCAAAUCUUUCACUUUAUUCAGAAAACAUUUUUUUAAAUUUACCAUAAAUCUAACCAUUUACUAAGUAGAUUAUUAGAAUAAAGUAUGAGAGUUGAAUGAUUUUUUAAUUGUAAUUAUUUUAGACUCGUAAUGAAAUUCAAAAAAUAUUCUGCGAAUUUCAAAAAAUUAAAUAAUUAAACUUAUCUACUAUUAAAUUAAAAAAUUUGAUAACAGAUACUGCGAUUCCUUUACACAGAAAGUAUUUCAAGAUAGUUUUUUUUUUUAGUAUUUUAAAGAAAAAUUAGGAUCGUUUUUCUCUACCUGCAAAGUUAUCAGUCUAUAGGCAGUAGGGAAUUGUCCGUAAAAUUUUCGCGUCGGUGGGACAUUUAAGGCUCGAUAAGACCCAGUACCCGAACAGGGAACUAGUACCCGAUCAUUCAUGUAUUUGUAUAUCUAAUAUUUACUAAAUAUAGAUACUAUAUCCCUAAUUAGGUACUAGGUCUUUUACCUUAUGCUGAUUACGAAUAGUUACUUUUACUGACGCCCAUGCAUUCAAUUCUUACAAACUAAUUUCGUUUUUUAGGAAUUAAUAAAAUGAAUUCAAAUCUUAUGUUAUAUACGUCAUAUGUAUAAGAGCACGUAAGCCGAAAAAAAAAUUAUUUUCCGAUUGAAUCUGGUUUAAAAACUUGGACUGCUCUCAAGCAAUUCUGAUUAAAUGUUUUUUCCGAUUGAAUUUGAUAGAAAUCCGAAUGAGUUUCGAUCGGAGCUUUUAAUCCGGGAACUGACUCGAAAAUUUUACGGACAGUUUUCUACCGUUUAUAGAUUAAACAGUGAAAUUAUUGUCGUUUGAAAUGCUAUGAUAUAAUAGUAAAGCCGGGCCACGUAGGCCACCUGACGGAAAUUGGAAAAAAAUUGCAAAAAUUAUUAUGGUCAUUGUAAAUUUUACAGUAGUCAGUAAUUGUUGCAUGUAUUUGUUUUUGUUUGAAUUUCCAAGGUGGCUGACAUAAUCCGGCUUUACUAUGACACCAUAGGCUCUCGCUUGAUCACUGGCCAGGCGUGGGUUCGAAUCCUAGCGAUUGCGAAACGAUUUUUUACACAAAAAGUGUGAAGCCUUUCGGCCCUGGAAUUCAUCCCAUCGACUUUAGAAUUUGACUGGUUUACAAAAUGAAUUUAAAUUGAUUUGAAAAUUGAAUUUGACUGUGGCCGGAUAUGGGAUUACCCGAGGCCUAAUAAUAUACACCUUAAAAAAAAAUGACACCUUAGCACUUUGAACAACAAUAAUUUCUCCAUGUUUGCAUCGUAAAUAAAUGUACUCAGAGCAACAAACCGAAUUUUCAAUUUCAAAUGAUCAACGAUUUUUCAUAAAUUUUUUGCUAUCAAAAAACACUUUGAACCAAAAGAACAAAUGAAGGAAAUAAAAUUUCGUAUAUAUAUGCGUGUGCGUGUGUGUGUGUGUGCGUGCGUAAUAAAAAAUUUUCUAUCUACGCUAAAGUAAAGGAGCCUGAAAACAUGUUUGUAAAUAUAAUGUAUAAACUGACCGCAUCAAGAUUUAGGCUCUUAAAGAUUUGUAAAGUAUUAAAAUUGCAGAAGAAAUGUUGUUUGCAAAAGAAAGUUAAGGAACUAUUGGAGGCUAAGUGCAAUGAGUGAUGUAAAAUCUAAUGUAAAACUCUUACUUUAUAUUAUAAUAGACUCAAUUUUUUAGUUACUCGAUUUAAUUUAUCUAAUCGCUAAAUGUUUGCUCGAUAUAGACUUGCAUCGGCACGGACUAUGGCGUCAAAAUUAAAUAACAAAAGUCAUAUUUAUUUACAGUGUGAGUUUUACAGUAUAUAAAUGAUAUUCACUUCGCCUGCAAAUAUGCGUCCUCAUAACUACUAUUGUAGUUGAUAAAUUUUAGACGUAUUAUACUUUUUUAUCUCUUUAUAUCAUUUUAAACCAACUCUUGUUGUUACUUUAAUAAAUAUUAAUAUGAUUUCUAUCAUGAUGAACAAACAAUAUUAUAUAACAGUUAUUCAUUGUGAAGGAACUAUGGAAGUUGAAGGUCUAUGUACAGAUAAGAUGAUACACUGUAUAACAUGAUUAUAUUUAUAGAACUUGGGUCAUUAUUAUAAUUAUUAUUUUAUUAUUACUAUUGAAAAUUGUAGACUAUCAGUGUCGUUUUAUACCCUCUCUAGCGGAUCCGAAUUACGCUACAUUACGAUUUUUACCGUAAAUUACCGUAUCAAUGUGGUAAAGUUACCGGAUUUCACAGUAAUUUGCGGCAAAUUGCGGUAAUUUAUCGUAAAUUGCGGUAUUGGUCGUAAAUUUCCGCGUUGGUAUUACAAAUUUUGUCGGAAUUUACGGUAAAUUACGGCAACUGGCUUACUAUAAUAUACGGUAAAUUAUAGUAAUUUAUUCUAAAUUGCUGUAAUUUACCGUAAAUUGCAGCAUUGCUCGUAAAUUACCGUGUGUUUAAAUGGCAAAUUUGCCAGAUUUUACGAUACGUUGCGGCAACUUUCAUUAAUUUAUGGAAAAUUGUGGUAAUUUACUCUAAAUUGCUGCAGUUUGUCGUAAAUUACGACAUUGCUUGUAAAUUACCGGAUUACUAUGGCAAAUUUGCCGAAUUUUACGGCAACUUGCACCAAUGUACAGCAAAUUGUGGUAAUUUACACUAAAUUGCUGUAAAUGGUCGUAAAUUACCGAGUUAAUCUGGCAAAUUUACCGGGUCUUACGGUAAGUUACGGCAACUUACAUUAAUUUACGGAAAAUUGUGCUAAUUUACUGUUAAUGGCGCUAAUUUAUCGACAACUGCCGAAUUAAUCGGGCAAAUUUGUCGCAUUUUACGAUAGUUUACGGCAACUUAGAGUAAUGUACGGAAAAUUGUGGUAAUUAACUGUAAAUUGCGGUGUAGGUCGUAAAUUACCGUAUCAAUAUGGCAAAUUAACUGCAUUGUGCACUAAUUUGCGGCAACUUACAUUAAUGUAUGGCAAAUUGUGGUAAUUUACUACAAAUUGCGGUAGUGUAUCGUAAUUUACUGCACUGUACUGUAAUUUUUGCAACUUUACCGUAAAAAUGAUUCAAUACUUCACUUUACGGUAAAAUAUCGUAAUGUUGCCAGAAAUCUGCACGAUUACGAUGAAAGACUAUAAUCUUACAGUAAAAUAUCGCAUUUUUGCCGUAAAUUACCGCCAGAUUGUUGCAAAUUUACCGUUAAUUGCUCUACUACUGUCGUAAAAUACCGAAAUUUACCGUAAUUUUCCGAAUUGCGUAAAUUAUGGUAAUUAUCGUAAUUUCCUGUAAUUCAAAUCCGCCAGUGCUAUUAAAACUGAGUAAUAAACUUAGCUAAUGAAAAUCCAGAGUCCAAAUGCAUCGCAGAAUAAUGUAAUUGAUUGAUAUAAGAAGUACGAAGCGUGCCUUAAAACUUUUUAGAACAUACAUUUCAAAAGAUAAAUAUACUUAUAAAAGUAUUAUAGAAAAUUUGAGCAACGGACAUUGCUACUAUAUUCAUAUGCCUGCAUAUUGUUGUUAAAUUAAUCAAUCAUCAUAUAUUUUAUGUCGUAAAUAUCUUGUAAAUCUGACGUAAAUUUAUUUAUUUAGAAUUAUUUAAUCAAGUUAUUGAGUUGAUUAUUAAAUAGGGUAGUGCUGCCGUUUUUGGCCGCUUUAAGGCCAGUUUUGGACAUUUGAAAAAUUUGAAUAAAAUAAUUUGUAAAGUACGCAAUGACAUCAUUAAUUUUCUAAAGGUGUUCGAUGAUACUUUUAUCAUACUGUUGCAAUGAUUGUUUUUUUUUAUCCUAAUUCAUUAAUUGAAACAAAGUAUUAAGUGUCCAAAAAUGGAGCAGUGGCCGCAAAUGGUACUUCUACUUUAAUAGAUCAGAAAAAUUAAGUGGGUAAACUCAAGCUCUACAAAUUGAAUAUAGAACUCUUAGUAACGUAAACAAAUUUUAAUAUUUGUAAUGAAAAAAAUGUAUAAUUAGCAAACAAAUAAUUGUAUAGAACUACUAAUUUCAUAAAUAAAAAUAUUUGAUAAUAUAUACAAUUUUUUAAUGUAAUAACAAAUUUAUUAAUUAAAUUUAUGUACGCAAAUAAAUAGUGGUUCAGUCGG
This is a messenger RNA of Microplitis mediator, 6727 nucleotides long. RefSeq lists its product as uncharacterized. Lineage: Eukaryota; Metazoa; Arthropoda; Insecta; Hymenoptera; Braconidae. Bases 1037 to 2260 code for a protein of 407 amino acids. The transcript is spliced from 5 exons. The record is from RefSeq and is a predicted model, not a curated record.